AAGAACUUCAUCAAGAACCACAUAUUUAUUGUGUUUUGAAUUAACUGAAAUAACGGUACUUGGGGGAGGCCAUAGAAUGGUGUCGCUUUCCAUGCAGUGCAGUAAUGGGACUGUAUGACAAAGGAACGGCUUGGGAGCACCUCAAGCCAUAACCUAUUUGUGUCCUCCAACCCUCCUACCAACCCAUCGCUCAGCUGAAGCCUGGGCGUUUUAUCUUCCUUUCUAGGCGAGGUCCCUCCCCUUAGCUUGGGUCCUGUUAAACGCAAAGAUGGGCUGGAUUUCCCCCCAACUGAGCUGUGUCCACAUGGAGCAACUGACGCAGGUGGGAGGAUCUUCCAGCUUCGGUGCAGUAGAUGUUUUGCUUCCCCACCAUUUCUAGGAGGGGGACGUACCCGUUCCGCUCCAGUCUUCCCCUCCUACCCCACGCCAAGUCCCGCUCUUCCCGCUUUCCCUUCCGACGAGGUGGAACCCCCACACCCGCGCGCGGCAGCUAGAGCGGGGCGGGACAGGCAUGUUAGGCCUCCACCUUCCUCGCUUCGCCCUGCUACCACCGCCUCGGUGAAAAGGCGCUCCUGGAAAUCGCGGCGGGGUUGAGAGGGCGCGGGCUGAGCGUCACGUGACGAUAUCGGCUCGCGCGCAGCGGGGCGUAGUUGAAGAGAAGCCGCGCGAAAAGCAACUGUAGGCAGUACAUAUUUUGUUGAUUUUUCCACCUUCCCCCCCCCCCUUUCUCUCUGCUUCCCCCCUUCACACCUCCGCACUACGAAGAGAGAAUUAAAAAACAAACAAAAAAAACCCAAACGCUGCCGGGACCCGGAAGCGGAAAGGGCAUGUUUGAGGUCGAUACUUCCGGGUCACAGAGAGUGCGGGAUUCCGGGGCCGAGAGCGGGUGGCGGAGCUGGGACCUCGCGUGAUUCUCGGAACCCGAGGAGAAGCGGUGCCCAGGGCUAUGGCUGUGACUCUGGACAAAGAUGCUUAUUAUCGGCGAGUUAAGAGACUGUACAGUAAUUGGCGGAAAGGAGAAGAUGAGUAUGCCAAUGUUGAUGCCAUUGUUGUAUCAGUGGGUGUUGAUGAAGAGAUUGUUUAUGCCAAAUCAACUGCCUUACAGACGUGGCUCUUUGGUUAUGAACUAACGGAUACAAUCAUGGUCUUCUGUGAUGACAAAAUCAUCUUCAUGGCCAGCAAGAAAAAAGUAGAGUUCUUGAAACAGAUUGCUAACACUAAAGGCAAUGAGAAUGCCAAUGGAGCCCCUGCCAUAACUCUGCUAAUACGAGAAAAGAAUGAAAGUAACAAGAGCAGCUUUGACAAAAUGAUUGAAGCCAUUAAAGAAAGCAAGAAUGGCAAGAAGAUUGGUGUGUUCAGCAAAGACAAGUUCCCUGGAGAAUUCAUGAAGAGCUGGAAUGACUGCCUGAGCAAAGAGGGCUUUGACAAAAUAGAUAUCAGUGCAGUUGUAGCAUAUACCAUCGCUGUGAAGGAGGAUGGGGAGCUCAACCUGAUGAAGAAAGCAGCUAGCAUCACCUCCGAGGUCUUCAAUAAAUUCUUCAAGGAAAGAGUCAUGGAAAUAGUUGAUGCAGAUGAGAAAGUUCGGCAUAGCAAAUUGGCUGAGUCUGUGGAAAAAGCUAUUGAAGAGAAAAAAUAUCUAGCUGGGGCAGACCCUUCUACUGUGGAAAUGUGUUACCCUCCUAUCAUUCAGAGUGGUGGCAACUAUAAUCUCAAAUUCAGUGUGGUGAGUGACAAGAAUCAUAUGCAUUUUGGGGCCAUCACUUGUGCCAUGGGUAUUCGUUUCAAAUCUUACUGCUCCAACCUUGUUCGCACCUUGAUGGUUGACCCUUCUCAGGAAGUUCAAGAAAAUUACAACUUUUUGCUCCAGCUUCAAGAAGAACUGCUAAAGGAAUUAAGACAUGGUGUGAAGAUAUGUGAUGUAUAUAACGCUGUCAUGGAUGUGGUUAAAAAGCAAAAGCCAGAGCUUCUUAACAAAAUUACCAAAAACCUAGGAUUUGGAAUGGGAAUUGAAUUUCGUGAAGGCUCUCUAGUAAUCAAUAGUAAAAAUCAGUACAAACUAAAGAAAGGGAUGGUUUUCAGCAUCAAUUUGGGAUUCUCAGACCUAACUAACAAGGAAGGGAAAAAACCAGAAGAGAAAACUUACGCCUUGUUCAUUGGUGACACAGUGCUUGUGGAUGAGGAUGGUCCAGCCACUGUUCUUACUUCUGUGAAGAAGAAAGUAAAGAAUGUGGGGAUUUUCCUAAAGAAUGAAGAUGAAGAAGAGGAAGAGGAAGAGAAAGAUGAGGCAGAGGAUCUUUUGGGAAGAGGUUCUCGGGCAGCAUUGCUUACAGAAAGGACACGAAAUGAGAUGACUGCAGAAGAGAAGCGAAGAGCACAUCAAAAAGAACUGGCAGCUCAGCUUAAUGAGGAAGCAAAGAGGCGACUGACUGAGCAGAAAGGGGAGCAGCAGAUUCAAAAAGCUCGCAAAUCUAACGUAUCCUAUAAAAACCCAUCUUUGAUGCCGAAAGAACCACAUAUUCGGGAAAUGAAGAUCUACAUUGAUAAGAAAUACGAGACUGUAAUAAUGCCAGUGUUUGGCAUUGCAACACCUUUUCACAUUGCCACAAUCAAGAACAUAAGCAUGUCCGUGGAAGGAGAUUAUACUUACUUGAGAAUCAACUUCUACUGCCCGGGCAGUGCUUUGGGCAGGAAUGAGGGCAACAUCUUCCCUAAUCCUGAAGCCACUUUUGUCAAGGAAAUUACAUAUCGUGCUUCAAAUAUGAAGGCUCCUGGAGAACAGACGGUACCAGCCUUGAAUCUUCAGAAUGCUUUCCGAAUUAUAAAAGAAGUACAGAAACGUUAUAAGACUCGAGAAGCAGAAGAGAAAGAAAAGGAGGGUAUUGUGAAACAAGACUCACUGGUGAUCAAUCUAAACCGGAGUAAUCCCAAACUCAAAGAUCUGUACAUUCGCCCAAACAUUGCCCAGAAGAGGAUGCAAGGCUCACUAGAGGCUCAUGUCAAUGGUUUCCGCUUCACAUCUGUUAGAGGAGAUAAAGUGGAUAUUCUGUACAAUAAUAUUAAACAUGCUUUGUUCCAGCCCUGUGAUGGAGAAAUGAUUAUUGUCUUGCACUUUCACCUCAAGAAUGCCAUCAUGUUUGGGAAGAAGCGGCAUACAGAUGUGCAGUUCUACACAGAAGUGGGAGAGAUCACCACUGACUUGGGGAAACAUCAGCACAUGCAUGACCGAGAUGACCUCUAUGCUGAGCAGAUGGAAAGAGAAAUGAGGCAUAAACUGAAAACAGCUUUUAAAAAUUUCAUAGAAAAAGUAGAGGCUCUGACAAAGGAGGAACUGGAAUUUGAAGUGCCUUUCAGGGACUUGGGAUUUAAUGGGGCUCCCUAUAGGAGUACUUGCCUCCUCCAGCCCACUAGCAGUGCGCUGGUAAAUGCUACAGAAUGGCCACCUUUUGUGGUGACACUGGAUGAAGUGGAGCUUAUCCAUUUUGAGAGGGUCCAGUUUCACCUAAAGAACUUUGAUAUGGUAAUUGUCUACAAGGACUACAGCAAGAAGGUGACAAUGAUCAAUGCCAUUCCUGUAGCCUCUCUUGACCCCAUCAAGGAAUGGUUGAAUUCUUGUGACCUAAAGUAUACAGAAGGAGUACAGUCCCUCAAUUGGACUAAAAUCAUGAAGACCAUUGUGGAUGACCCUGAGGGCUUCUUCGAACAAGGUGGCUGGUCUUUCUUGGAACCUGAGGGUGAGGGGAGUGAUGCUGAGGAAGGGGAUUCAGAGUCUGAAAUCGAAGAUGAGACUUUCAACCCUUCAGAGGAUGACUAUGAAGAGGAAGAGGAGGACAGUGAUGAAGAUUAUUCAUCAGAAGCUGAAGAAUCAGACUAUUCCAAGGAAUCACUGGGCAGUGAAGAAGAGAGUGGGAAGGAUUGGGAUGAACUGGAAGAAGAAGCCCGAAAAGCGGACCGUGAAAGUCGUUACGAGGAAGAAGAAGAACAGAGUCGGAGUAUGAGCCGGAAGAGAAAGGCAUCUGUACACAGUUCAGGCCGUGGCUCUAACCGUGGUUCCAGACACAGCUCUGCACCCCCCAAGAAAAAGAGGAAGUAACACUGAACUUUUUGACCCUCAGCUCCAUUCUUCCUCCAGCCAACUCCUAAAAAUUUUACAUGACAUUGAAACUGUAUUUUUCCUUUUGUUUUCUUUCAAGUUUUGCCAUUUGUGUUCAUGGGUUUAGAGGGCCAUAUGUGUGGACCAAUCUACUCGGGGAAUUCCAGGCCCACCAGGACAUGUGCCAGUGGCCCAUUCAGAUGGCAAGGGAGGAGGAGGUGUUCUUGAAGAAGGGCGGAGGUUCCCGCUGUUAAAAAUACCGUUCAUCCCUCUCUUCCUGUCACCUUCUGCCAGGACAUCAGUGGCUUCUGACAUCUUAUCUUUGGUGUCUCAAAGCUGUACUUCCAAGACAUUGGUACACAGUGAUCCUUUACUGCCUGUGUACCAUGGUUCUUGACCAGCAGGUUCAGUCCUCCAUCCUACCCUACUGCCAUGACCUUCCACGCAUCUCUUUAAGUUCCGUCUUUACAGUACUCAAGAAAAGGUUCUUGGAAUGUGCCAAGAAUUGUGAUAAAACCAUACAACUUGAGCUAGUGAGGCAGAUUGGGCUGCUGCCUUCAUCUUGAGUUCUCCUGUUUUCUUGCCUCAUGCGUAUUCUGAGGUAUUUCUGCUGCCUUGGAAGACAUACGAAGCAGUGACACUCCCUGGCUCCAUUUUUCUCCUUACAAGUUGACACAUGGUACAAUGAUAGAAGGCAAAAUUACUGCUGUCUCUUCUGAGAUAUCUAAGGAAGAAUGGUUGUGCCUCAUAGACUACUCCAAGUGAAAUCUAGAGGGUGGCUCAAAGGAUUCAACAUUUAGAUCUGGAAGGGGCAAGUCAUGCCUUGGGCCUAGAAUAUCUUGAUGAGAAAAGAGAAGAGGAAGGGAGGCCAUGUCUACAACACAGCCUCUUGGCACUGCUGCUUCUUAUUUUUACUUGUCCUGCAUUGUCCUAUAUUUAUCAAAGUUUCUGUUGAACAGCUUUUUAAGUAUGGGGAAAUUUUUCUUGCCAUCCUCCCCUUCUGGUUCUCUGCACCCACCUGUCCCACUGCACUUCCUUCCGUGUUCUGUGACUUUAAGAGAAUAGGGGGAGGGGGUCUCAUAUUUUAUGUUUGUCUGUUUGUUUGUUUUUCUCCUUAGCAGUAGAACUUGAUAUUUUCAAUUUUGGAAGAACUAAAUGAUAAAUAAACUGUGGGGUUUUUUUU
Molecule: messenger RNA, 5273 nt
Organism: Castor canadensis (American beaver)
Lineage: Eukaryota; Metazoa; Chordata; Mammalia; Rodentia; Castoridae
Gene: Supt16h
Product: SPT16 homolog, facilitates chromatin remodeling subunit
Biological process (GO): transcription elongation by RNA polymerase II
Cellular component (GO): FACT complex
Molecular function (GO): nucleosome binding
Source: RefSeq, a predicted model, not a curated record